Messenger RNA from Anastrepha ludens (Mexican fruit fly), 3164 nucleotides. Its product is annotated as actin-binding protein IPP. The coding region runs from base 244 to 2139 and encodes 631 amino acids. Gene Ontology annotation, molecular function: protein binding. The transcript is spliced from 6 exons. The record is from RefSeq and is a predicted model, not a curated record. Lineage: Eukaryota; Metazoa; Arthropoda; Insecta; Diptera; Tephritidae.
UUAGUAAUGAGGGACGAAUGGAUUCAUUGUUUCCAUAAACCCUAAAAGAAUUUCUCUACGCAAUACAAUUGCUGUUUGUCUGCCUACAUACAUAUCCCACAUAUCGCCCACCACCCAACGCCAAUAUUCGUUUUCAUACUGCCUGCGGACAUUAAAAAAAUUUGUAAUUCACAGUACAAAAUUUUGUGGAUAAAACGUAUAAUAUCUUCAAAUAAACGGUGUAAAUCUACAAAUCGCAUCGCAAUGCCACCAUUGAAGACCUAUUCACCGCACAACGAAUUCAAUGCAAACUGUCACAAUGGCAAUAGUACGACCACUGGUGGUGAUGGUGAAGGUAACAGCUCGACAGCAACGGCAAUUGCAACAUCAACCACAAGUGAUAUAUGUGGCGCUGUGAGUAAUGCUGGUGCACAACAACGCGCUAAUCUGCCUUGCUACAGUAACGCACAGUUUCCCUUCAAAGUGUUGGCCAAUUUAAAUCAGUUGCGAACAGAAUCUCGUUUUUGUGAUGUGGAAAUUGUAGCUGGCGGCAUUACAUUCAAUGCUCAUCGUGCUGUAUUGAGUGCAGCCAGCGCCUACUUUGAGGCAAUGUUUCGGCCUGAGCUUGGUUUGAAUGAAGUGAACCAAAAAUCUGUUGUAUUACAUACCAUAGAUGGAGAAAUCUUAAGUAUUCUGCUAAAUUUCAUAUACACGGGGCGCUGUGAAAUUACCCAGUCGAAUGUGCAAGAGCUCCUAGCUGCUGCUGACAUGCUUCAGUUACCGGAAGUGGUAGAUGGUUGCUGUGAUUUUCUAUGCCGCGAAUUGCAUGCCACCAAUGCAUUGGGAAUUCUACGCUUCGCAGAAGCUCAUAAUUGUGAAACAUUAAAGAAAAGCGCUUUGAAUUAUGUGCACUCCAAUUUUCCGGCGAUAACACUUGAAGACGAGUUCUUAGACACACCACAAACUCUGCUCGCUCAGCUGCUCACUUCUGAGCAGCUGCGUGUCGAUUCCGAAUCUCAAGUUUUCCAAGCAGCUCUACGAUGGAUAAAGCAUGAUGUCACCCAACGUCGCUGUUAUGUCUUCGACACUCUGUCGCAUGUGCGGCUAGCACUUGUGCCCGUAAAAGUUAUCGAUCAAGCGUUGAAAGACUGCCGUGAUAUGUCGGUUAAAAUUGCCUUACGUUCUAUUUGUCGCGACAUAGCCUCGAAGCGUGGCCAAUUGGUGCCACUGCGCGUAUGUCCACGUCAACAAGCUAAGAAGAAUAUAUAUAUUAUUGGUGGGUCAAGACGUGAAUCACAACGUGACUGGACACCAUCCGAUUGUAUUUUCGAAACGGUGGCCAAAUUCGAUAUAUUUCGACGUGAGUGGUCAGAAACGGCACCAAUGGAAAUCGGUCGCAUUCUACCUGGUGUAGCAGCGUUAAAUGGGAAAAUCUACGUCAUUGGUGGUGAGCGCGGUUCACAAAUCCUAGCUAAUGGUGAAGUGUAUGAUCCACAAACCGAUGUAUGGACGCCUAUUGCGCCAAUGAUUGUGCCUCGUUGUGAAUUUGGUUUGUGCACUUUCGGUGGUACAUUGCUGGCGGUGGGUGGUUGGUUAGGUGACGAUAUAGGCGGUUCCAUUGAAUGUUACGAUCCCGAAAAAGAUGCAUGGCAUAAGCUGGGCGAUUUGCCAGAACCACGUUUCAGCAUGGGAGUGGUCAGUUUUGAAGGACUUAUUUAUAUUGUAGGCGGCUGCACAACUUCAAGUCGUCAUUUGCCAGAUUUAAUUAGUUUCAAUCCAAUAACUCAAGAUUGGCAACCGAUGGCACGCAUGCGCACAGCUCGCUGUCAAAUGGGUGUUGCUAUACUCAAUCGUUAUCUUUAUGUUGUGGGCGGCAACAGUAGUUCACAGGAUGUACUGAGCACCGUUGAGCGUUACAGCUUCGAUGAGAACAAAUGGGAGAGCGUAUGCUCGAUGUCAGUGCCACGCGCUAUUCCAGCUGUAGCAGCAGCUGAUGGCUUACUCUAUGUUGCUGGUGGUGAUCAGCCUUGUGAGGAUAAUUUCUAUCGGGCCCAUAUCACCAUCAACGCCGUGGAAGCGUACGACCCGUUGACUGAUACAUGGAAGAAUUGCCCCGAUCUGCCUGUUGGCCGCUCAGAGGCUGGUGCUGUCGUUGUUUAACGCCGGUUCAUGCAUAUCUCCGUGAUGCUUUUGGGCAACAGCAACUGCAUUCGUUUUGUUUUGUGUUUAUAUUAUGAAUUGUUUUACAAAGCGUAAACUAUAAAUUUAACUAUACAUUCAUAUACAUAGUAGAUAGGCUUUCAUGUUUCCCGAAUUUAUUGAACAAUUUUUAUACUAUAUUUGCAUACACAUUAAAUUAAAUUAUGUAAGUCUUUGCAUUAUGUAAGAAAGAUGUAUUCCUGCCCUUUUAUAUUUAAAAAAGUUAUUUUUACACACAAGUACACAUAGUGCGCUAAGCAACUUGAAUACCAAAAAAAAAAAAACGUGCAAACGCUUUGCGACAAAUUAAUCCUUUAUCACUUGACGCGCAAUCAACAGAAUUAGUAAAAUCCAGCGCGCAAAAUUGAAAAAGCCAUAAUUUAUUUAAUUAUCUGCAUAUUCCUACUUCUGGUAGAACUUUUAAAUUGCAAGACUGUUAAGAAGCUUUUUAAGUUUGUGACUAUGCAAAACUAAAAAAAAAGUAUCAUGAAAUGAAGUUUGCUUUAAGGCUUCCAUUUAAAAACGUUAACGUUAAAAUCAAAAUCAAAACUAAUAGAUAAAUAAAAUUUGUCCUGGCAUGUAAACUAAAAUUGAAAUUAAAUGUAACAUAAAAAACAGUGAGAUUUCCUUCAGCCGCUAAUAAAUUUAACUAAAUACAACUUGUAAGUGUAGUAUCUCAAUUUAUGUAGUAACUAUGUGUAAAUCAAAAUUAACUGUGAAUAUGUUGUAGCACUCUAUUGUAUUUAAAAAAGUAAACUUUCCCUCAUAAGGAUACUGAAAAGUGAUUGUGGCAUGUUCAAAAACUAUGUUCUAGGUAAAACAAAGCGUCAUCAUCUAAUUUAUAUUACACGAUUUCUCGCAUUGACCAGCAAACAACUUAACUAACUUUAAACGAUUCAAUAAUUCUUCCAAUCUCCCCAGUAAAUUUAAAAGGCUUUACCGCCAUAAAAUUUUUAAAUAAAAGAUAAUAAUGAUUACACACAUAA